This is a messenger RNA of Poecile atricapillus (Black-capped chickadee), 1686 nucleotides long. RefSeq lists its product as uncharacterized. NCBI's taxonomy places the organism in Eukaryota, Metazoa, Chordata, Aves, Passeriformes, Paridae. The coding region runs from base 1 to 1197 and encodes 398 amino acids. The record is from RefSeq and is a predicted model, not a curated record. The transcript is spliced from 2 exons.
AUGGAUUUGGGGAGGGUUGGAAAUGUGGGAUAUUCCGGGAUUUGGCGCUUUUUGGGGUUCCUGAUGGGUUCUCCUUGUGUUUUCCAUGGGUUUUUCCUCCCGUUUUUGAUUUUGUAUCCAUUAAAAAUGGCGAUGAAAAGGCAAAAAUCCCAUUGGUGCAACACACUGGGAUUUGGGGAUUGGGGGUGUGGAAUAUUCCAGAAUUCCUCACUUUUCCUGUCAAUUCCCCCUUGUGUUUUCCAUGGAUUUUCCCUCCAGUUUUUGAUUUUGUAUCCAUUAAAAAUGGCGAUAAAAAGGCAAAAAUCCCAUUGGUGCAGCCCAGUUGGAAUUGGGGAUUUCAGGUGUGGAAUAUUCCAGAAUUCCUCACUUUUCCUGUCAAUUCCCCCUUGUGUUUUCCAUGGAUUUUCUCUACUUUCUUUUCUUUUCUAUCCAUUAAAAACAGUGAUGAAAAGGCAAAAAUCCCAUUGGUGCAGCCCAGUCGGAAUUGGGGAUUUGAGGUGUGGAAAGCCCUGGAACAAUGGAAUAUUCCAGGUUGGAAAUGUGGGAUAUUCCGGGAUUUGGAGCUUUUUGGGGUUCCUGAUGGGUUCUCCUUGUGUUUUCCAUGGGUUUUCCCUCCAGUUUUUGAUUUUGUAUCCAUUAAAAAUGGCGAUGAAAAGGCAAAAAUCCCAUUGGUGCAGCCCAGUUGGAAUUGGGGGUGUGGAAUAUUCCAGAAUUCCUCACUUUUCCCUGUCAAUUCCCCCUUGUGUUUUCCAUGGGUUUUCCCUCCAGUUUUUGAUUUUCUAUCCAUUAAAAAUGGCGAUAAAAAGGCAAAAAUCCCAUUGGUGCAGCCCAGUUGGAAUUGGGGAUUUCAGGUGUGGAAUAUUCCAGAAUUCCUCACUUUUUUCCUGUCAAACUCCUCCCUCUUGUGUUUUCCAUGACUUUUUCCCUAUUUUCUUUCUGUAUCCAUUAAAAACAACAGCGAAAAGGCAAAAAUCCCAUUGGUGCAGCCCAGUUGGAAUUGGGGAUUCCAGGUGUAGGAAGCAUUGGAAUAACAGAAUAUUCCAGAAUUCCUCAUUUUUCUCUGUCAAAUUCUUCUUUUCCUUGUGUUUUCCACAUUUUUUUCCCAGUUUUAUUUUAUAUCCAUUAAAAAUGGCGAGAAUCCCGUUGGUGCAGCGCGCUGAGAUUUGGGAACUGGAGGUGUGGGAAGCCCUGGAAUAAUGGAAUAUUCCAGAAUUCCUCAUUUUUCUCUGUCAAAUUCUCCUUCUCCUCGUGUUUUCCAUGAUUUUUCCCUCUUUUAUUUUGUAUCCAUUAAAAAACAAUGACAAAAAGGCAAAAAUCCCGUUGGAAUUGGGGAUUCCAGGUGUAGGAAACAUUGGAAAAAUGGAAUAUUCCAGAAUUCCUCACUUUCCCACAUCAAUUCUUCUCCUUGUGUUUUCCAUGUUUUUUUUUCCUGUUUUGUAUCAUUAAAAAUGGCCAAAAAAGGGCAAAAAUCUCAUUUUAAGAUCCGGAGGGACAUGCUGGGAUUUUGGAGCUUUGGAAUAUUCCAGAAUUCCUCAUUUUCCUUGUCAAAUUCCUCCUUGGAUUUUCCAUUAUUUUCCCCUCGUUUUUCUCUCUUUUAUAGUAAUUAAAAUCAAGGACAAAAAGCAAAUUGCAAUUUCCCCCAAAAUUCACAUUUUCCUCCCAAAAAUCCCUGGUUUUCCCCCCCCC